AGGAAAGGAAGACCAAGAGGAAAAUGGAAAACACAGCACAGGACACAGCCAACAUGACGAGCGAAGAGGCUCUGUGUAGCCCCGUCGACCACAAGACCAGAAAGCGCCCUGGCUUCUCCAAUCUCAAACUGUUUAUUGUAGCGCUUUCCUUCGCCUAUUUCUCCAAAGCCCUGACAGGAACCUACAUGAAGAGCUCCAUCACUCAGAUAGAGAGGCGCUUUGACCUCUCCAGCACACACAUCGGUCUCAUAGACGGCAGUUUUGAGAUGGGCAACUUGUUGUUUCUAGCUGUGGUCAGCCAUUUUGGGGCUAAGCUGCACCGACCCAGACUCAUCGCUGCGGGCUGUUUCCUCAUGGCUGUGGGGGCGUUUCUCACUGGCCUCACACAUUUCUUCAUGGGACGGUAUAAGUAUGACACGGUGAUUCAGGUCUUUCAGAAUGACAACCUGAGCAUUGCUGCCUGUGUGGAUCCUCUGAAAACACUAGAUCACGUGCCAGAAAUUCAAAUAGAGCCUUCGUUGGAGGACAAUAAAGCCUGUGUGAGAGAUUCUGGUUCCAGCAUGUGGAUCUACGUAUUCCUGGGGAAUGCUCUGCGGGGGAUUGGAGAAACUCCAGUCACACCUCUUGGCAUCUCCUACAUCGAUGACUUUGCUAAGGCGGAAAACUCCCCUUUUUAUAUUGCUUGUCUCCAGACCAUUACUCUCCUGGGUCCCAUGUUUGGCUUCCUUUUGGGUUCCUAUUGUGCCAGACUAUAUGUUGACAUUGGAUAUGUUGAUAUGGAUAGUGUGACCAUCACUUCUAAAGAUUCCCGCUGGGUGGGUGCUUGGUGGAUGGGUUUUCUUGUGUCCUCUGGCCUUCUGCUUAUCUCCAGCAUUCCCUUCUGGUUUCUGCCCCGUUCGAUGCCCAAGCAGGAGAGUGAAGAAAACCAUGAAACUCCAGCCUGCAAGAUCCUAAACAAGACAGAGGAUGCGCGAAACAACAACCAAAACUUCAAGCUGACUGAAAUUGCCAAAGGGUUCCUUCCAUCAUUGAGGCGUCUGUUAGGAACUCCUGCUUACUUCCUGCUUCUUUGCGGGAGCAUCCUGAAGUUCAAUGCAUUCAUCGGUCUACUCACCUUUAAAGCCAAAUACAUGGAGCAACAGUUUGGACAGUCUGCAUCCAGGGCAAACUUCCUCAUAGGUGUCCUGAACCUGCCAGCAGUGGCAAUAGGGAUCUUCCUCGGAGGGCUGCUGAUGAAGAGGUAUAAGCUGAGUCUUUCCCAGGUCUUUCACAACUGCACCUGUGUGUCCACCUCCUUUCCAGCAGGCAGCAGUACAUCAGUGAGACUGGGCCAGUGCCCUCAUGCCAAGGACUGCAGCCGAAGCUUCACUUCCUAUAUGGCCAUAUCUGUUCUCAGCUCCUUUAUCAAUGCUCUGGGAGCCACACCUGGCUACAUGGUCAUUAUACGAUGCAUCACACCCGAGCUCAAAUCCCUUGCUCUGGGUAUUCAGACCUUGGUAACUAGGACUCUUGGUGGAAUUCCUGCACCGGUGUAUUUCGGCGCUUUGAUUGAUUCAACUUGCCUUAAAUGGUCUAUGAAGAGUUGUGGCGGUAGGGGGGCAUGCCGUAUUUACAACUCUGAUAUGUACAGGAUCAUUUUCCUGGGUUUGAUCACUUGUAUCAGUGGCUCCUCUUAUUUUUUCCUCAUUGCUGUCAUCAUCCUUCUCAGACGCCAGUUCCGAAAGCCAGAGAAGGACACAGACAAGCAGGAGCAAAAAGCAUCAAAGGAUUUUGAACUAAAGACGCCAUUAAACCUCACUGAGGAGAUUAGAGCCAGUCCUGAAACUCCCAACUUACCCAGUGCUACAAAAAUUUGGGUAAAGAUUGCUACAGAUUUGGAGGAAGGAGGAGAGGUCCACACAGUAGAACUGCCCCCUCAUAAUGAUGGAGUAAUCUCUACAAGUAAUGCACAGGAGGCUAAAUACAUGACAGAUACCUGCGCUGAAGUUAUUCCUCUGUCUUCUGAUGGCACAAACACAGAGAUAGUCCGUAAAGAAUCCAUCGGACACAAAGUAAUAGAGAAGCAGGACGAUCACAUUGAUGACAAGAGCAAAUUGGAGAAAGAGAGGCAGCAACUAAACUGAUGGACCACAUAAAGACUGUGUUUAGCAGAGUGGUCUCCAACACAAAAUCAAACUGGAAUGGAUGGAACAAGUCCCAAAGUUUGGUCAAAAUGUAAUUUUCC
This is a messenger RNA of Pundamilia nyererei, 2224 nucleotides long. Its product is annotated as solute carrier organic anion transporter family member 1C1-like. Gene Ontology annotation, molecular function: bile acid transmembrane transporter activity. The transcript is spliced from 13 exons. The record is from RefSeq and is a predicted model, not a curated record. Gene Ontology annotation, biological process: bile acid and bile salt transport; transmembrane transport; sodium-independent organic anion transport. Gene Ontology annotation, cellular component: basolateral plasma membrane. The coding region runs from base 24 to 2123 and encodes 699 amino acids. Lineage: Eukaryota; Metazoa; Chordata; Actinopteri; Cichliformes; Cichlidae.